Molecule: messenger RNA, 1013 nt
Organism: Tarenaya hassleriana
Lineage: Eukaryota; Viridiplantae; Streptophyta; Magnoliopsida; Brassicales; Cleomaceae
Product: PITH domain-containing protein 1
Exons: 9
Coding region: 88-702 (204 amino acids)
Source: RefSeq, a predicted model, not a curated record
AUUUUUCUUUUCCAUGAUUUUGUUCCCACGUUUUCUUCGCAAAGCUUCCCUGGGGCGGUUUGGUUGGGCGAGAAAAUCAGGCUGAUAAUGUCCUGCACGCACGAUCACAACUGCGAGGAUCAUGAUUGUUCCUCCGAUUGGUCUCUCUAUAAGCACAUUGAUCUCUCCAAGGUAUCUGCUCUAAAUGAAGCUGUUUCUGGAAGUGUGAAGUCAGUUUUCAAAGCUUGGGAUCAGCGUCUGCAGUCUUCGGAGCAUUUGGAGAGCAAUGAGGGAGAUCCUGAAUUACUUGUUUUUGUACCAUUCACCUCAGAUGUCAAGAUCAAGAGCAUAUCUAUUAUUGGUGGUCCUGACGGAACAAGUCCUUCUAAGAUGAGAGCGUUCACCAAUCGUGAGGGGAUUGACUUCUCGGAUGUGCAGAACAUGCAAGCUGUUCAGGAGUGGGACUUAGUUGAGAAUUUGGAAGGAGUCUUAGAAUACCAGACCAGAUUUUCGAAAUUCCAGGGUGUUGGAAACAUCACAUUGCAUUUCCCUGACAGUUUUGGUGGUGACACAACUCAAAUUCGCUAUAUCGGUUUCAAAGGUGAAGCAACCCAGUUAAAACGGGAUGUCGUGGCAACAAUCGUCUACGAAAUCACGCCGAAUCCCUCAGAUCACAAGACAAGGAAUGAGGCAGGUGGUAUUGCACAUAUUGGAGAACACUAAGCCUUCGAAAAACGGAAACAAAAACUGUCUUUAACUGGUGAGCAGUCCACUUCUUCACUAACGUUUCUAUGUUGUGCAAGACUAGAGUUGCUUUGUUGUCCGGUUUGGUCUUGGUCUUUCACAUAUACUUUAAGAUCAAUAACCGGCGUUUGGGUUUCCAUAAAAACCGGUUCGGUUUUCGAUGGUGCAGAAGUGUCACAAAUAUAGAUUGUAUGAGCAAAAAAACACGUACAAAAGAUUGUGUGAAGCCAAAGUCAUAUGGAAGUGAACACAAUCUUUUGGCUUAAAUCGAAACUCACAAUUGUUGAAUA